AUGCAGGUUCAACCAAAUCCGGAAAGCCCGACGUCGAGAAGGCUGUCACAAAUCGACGGACUGCUCGCCGGCUUCAACGUUCUUGCGUCAGAUUGCCCUAUUGACAGGCAAAAGCAACCAUGGGUUCGUCUAGAAGAACUCCGUGGUGACAUGCAGCGCCAAUGGGAGCAUCUGAGAGAUGUACCCCUAGCUGUGGAUGAUCUAGAAGGCUUCUGUGAGACUGCGCUUUUUGCGUAUCGGAACGCCUUGGCUGGUCUUGUGCCUGUUGAUCUUCCCAAGGUUGUUGGGCUUUGCAGCCUGUCAUAUGCCGUGUCACGCAUUCUCGAGCGUGACGGAACGUCGCCGUCGGAGACUUUUCUAGACGAUGUUCAGGUCUGUCUAAAGUCUGUGGAAAUGGAAGAAGACCGGCAGAUGAUUGAGGUCGUCAUGGCAAAGACUUGGCCCGUUCAAGCUGAUCAAGACUCUCAUGUCGGGAGCGGCACGAUGGCCACUCACCAGGACCAAGACUGGGCUUACUAUCCAAGCAGUCAUGCAUCUACUUACCCUAGUGCCACGUCUUCUGAACCAUGGCAGAUACAGGCCACCUCUUGCCUACCGUACAGUUCAACGGCCUCUGGGUUUGGUGGCCUAGUGGGUGGUCUGCCUGUGUCCGCCAACUGGGCUCAAACCACACAACGCCCCUUUGAGCAGUUUGACGCGGCAGUCGACACUGCUGACUAUCUGCCUCUCAGUUUGAUUCCAAUACCGUCUGCACCAUGGCCGGGUCCAGAUCAAGUCGGGCUGCAGGUUGGAUCCUAUGGUCAACUGGAAGCCACAAGCCAACAAACGGCAGUGUCUUCCGCCCCCAGUGAUCGUCCACAGCAUCUCCAAGACACAGAGCUGUUCAAGGCCAUUGGAAGCUUUCUGGAUGGCUCGUCCGACUUCUUGGUGCUCCUCUCUGGGAACGGAGUAACCGCUAAGAACCUGGAUUCCUGUCUCUCCUCCAACCAGGAACGGUCGACGGACAAGGAAUGCCUUCAAUCACUGUACAUGGACCCUUUACUCAAGAGGCAAGAGUUUUCGCAAGCUCCAUGCUCGACUAUUCUCUCAAUUACGAAGAAGUUUGUCGGCUAUGGCUUCCUACAGAGCGUUGACGAGGCUCAGUCCUACAUGACGGCGGUCGCAAAGGAAUGCCGUUGCAGCGCGCCAACCAAAAAGGGUUCUGUCAAGUGCCCCGACUGCAACAAGAUUUUCCCCAGAAAGUGGAACAUGAAAAGACACCAGAAGAAGAAUCAGUGCCCCGCCAGCCGGGCAGCCGGUGGGCGGUAG
Molecule: messenger RNA, 1308 nt
Organism: Fusarium vanettenii 77-13-4
Lineage: Eukaryota; Fungi; Ascomycota; Sordariomycetes; Hypocreales; Nectriaceae
Exons: 3
Coding region: 1-1308 (435 amino acids)
Source: RefSeq, a predicted model, not a curated record